Messenger RNA from Actinia tenebrosa (Australian red waratah sea anemone), 1693 nucleotides. RefSeq names its product secretion-regulating guanine nucleotide exchange factor. NCBI's taxonomy places the organism in Eukaryota, Metazoa, Cnidaria, Anthozoa, Actiniaria, Actiniidae. The record is from RefSeq and is a predicted model, not a curated record.
CAUUACGAAGCAUGGCGGACAACAGGGAUAAUAAUAUUACGCUUUUAUCAUGGGGCUCAAAUAGUUAUGGUCAGCUUUGCAAUGGCCACAAGCAUGAUGUCCUAUACCCAGAACAAUCUAUCCCCUCCCCCACACGGAACGUUCUUGCAUUGACUGGGGGAGGAGGUCACACAGCUCUUGUCUCAGGUGAUGGUAAAUUAUAUGUGUGUGGAUGGAAUAACAAGGGGCAGUUGGGCUUAGGAGACACAGUAGACAGAGCUACCUUAACUCAUGUGCUUGGAAUCCAAGCAGUCAGACAUGUUGCAUGUGGAUGGAAUCACACUUUAGUGAUAACAGAUGAAGGAUGUCUUUUUGUAUUUGGGUCAAAUGCAUUUGGACAACUAGGACUAGGAGCAUGUGAGGGAAACAUCUCGUCUCCAUGCCAGGUGUCUCUUGGGUCUAAAGUUACAGAUGUUGCUGCAGGGCUCCGUCAUUCACUUGUUUUACUUGAUGAUAGUUCUGUGUGGUCUUGGGGUGACAAUAAGAGAGGUCAGCUUGGAAUCCCAAGAUCAAAAACCAAGACAGUGGGAACGCCAACUAAAGUUGCCAUUCUUUCUGACAAGGCCUGUCAAGUAGCAGCUGGUUCACAUCACUCAGUAGUUCUUACAGAAAAUGGACAAGUUUUUUGUUGGGGAUCCAAUCAGCAUGGACAGUGUGGCAAACCAGUUAAUACGGAAACAAAAGGUCACCAUCACAACUUUUAUGAUACACCUCAACUUGUUUGUGGAGAUUUAAGAAAUAAUAAAGUGAAAUCCAUACUUAGUGGCUGGAGCCAUGUUCUUGCUACAACAGAUGAUAAUCAAAUCUACAGCUGGGGUCGUGCAGAUUAUGGUCAGUUAGGUUUGGGAGACGAAAUUGUAAACGUUGGAUAUAGCUGGCAGCCUUCGAGGAUACCAGAUCUAUCUGGGGUCAAACAGCUGGUGUGUGGCGCAGAACACAAUAUAGCAUUACUUGAUUCUGGUGAAGUUUUAACCUGGGGAUGGAAUGAGCACAGUAUCUGUGGAUUUAAAGACGAGCAUAACCUUCACACUCCAACGACACUUAGUGCAGUAGGUGAAUCUCGUAAAGUCAGGCUGGUCGGUUGUGGUGGUGGGCACACCUUUCUAGUCAUAUCACAACAAUGAUUGGGCAUGGUAUUCAACAUUAACUUAAGGUUGCCCUGCCAUCUGUUUGAGCCCUAAUUGUAUGUUUUCAGUUCACGGACGAUACUGAAAUAUCAUCCUUUUGAUGUAGCAAAUGGACGUGAGAAAGAAACAAAUUACUAGAUAUAUUUUGAGAUUAAAAAAUCUAACUGCUGCUGUGACAGCACAUGUCGCUAGCAAGAACAGUAGGGAAUAGGUGAAUCUCUUGUUAGUAACGACAGUAGUGUAUCUGAGAUAAAUUGAAUAAUCGAGCUUCUAUGAUAAUUUCAACAGUUUCGAAGUUUGAGAGAAUAAAAACAUAGCAAAUGCAUUUGCCCACGAAUGGCCUUAACACCUUGAAAAUGUUAACUCAUUAUCACACCGCAUUUCUUAGAAAGGCUUCAAGGGAAUAAUCAUUUGGAUGUAGCAGUAUAAGUGAACCUGUUUUAUUUUAUUUUUACAAACUUACUUGUCUUACAAACUUCGCCCGGUGGGCAAGGACUGAACACAGUAGCACACAAAGUCCUCUUCAA